Messenger RNA from Parascedosporium putredinis, 213 nucleotides. The record is from the annotation of a GenBank genome assembly. NCBI's taxonomy places the organism in Eukaryota, Fungi, Ascomycota, Sordariomycetes, Microascales, Microascaceae.
AUGGAUCUCCCACCAUCCAACAACCCGAACCACCCUUCAAACCAACUCCACGAUGCCGCCUAUCCCAUGUCCGAUUACCAACCCCAGAACAUAACCCCCCUCAAGGUCCGCCAACCCUACAAAGUCAGCCAACGUAAGCAGCAGCUCAGCACCGAUGCCCCCGACAGCAGCCUAUCAUCCCGCGAGGCCGUCAACGGCAAGCCGCCCAUCUAA